CUUGGCUAACUCCCAUUCCUCUACCCCCCCCCACCUCCAUUGACUCCGCCCGUCUGCAUCUCUCUGUGUAAUUUCCUGUGGUGUGUUGGACUGGGCUGGGCUUAAUACUUUACUGGAGCUGCGCUCGGUUUUCGAGAGAGAGAGAGAGUGGGAGAGAGCGCGGCUGGGGUGGUAGAGUGCUCGCAGUGAACGCCAGGGAAUCUCUUUGAGUCGCUCCGAGUUGAGUCCGCGGCAUAAGAAGGACGGCGAGAAGGUCCGAGUUCGCGCUCACGGGUCCACGACAGCUUCGCCUCCAACUCGGCCCGUCUCGCCUUGUCUUCCCCCCGUCACCUCGCGAGUGCCGCGUGAAACAGUGCCACAAUGAGCUGGGGCUUCCUGACGCGUCUCCUCGACGAGAUCAGCAACCACUCGACCUAUGUGGGCAAGAUAUGGUUCACCGCCUUCCUCAUGUUUCGCAUCAUCCUCACGUGCGUGGGCGGCGAGACCAUCUACUACGACGAGCAGAGCGCCUUCGUGUGCAACACCAAGCAGCCGGGCUGCGAGAACGUCUGCUACGACGAGUUCGCGCCCCUGUCGCACGUCCGCUUCUGGGUCUUCCAGACCAUCAUCGUCGCCGUGCCGUCCAUCGUCUACCUCGGCUACGCCAUGCACAGCCUGAGCCGGGCAGAAGAAGCCCGGGGGAGCGUCGCGCCAAGGAGCAAGAGCCGACCGGCGAUGGGCACCCAUCGGGCUCAGCACCGCCACAUCGAGGAGACGGAGGGCGACCACGAGGAGGACCCCAUGAUCGUCGAGGUGGCCGACGAGGACGCGCCCAAGGCCUCCGCCAAGGGCGGCAAGGGCGGCAAGGAGGAGUCGCCGCCGCCCUCGAGGCACGACGGGCGCAGGAGGAUCCGCCAGGAGGGGCUGAUGAAGAUGUACGUGGUGCAGCUGCUCAUACGCACCGUCUUCGAGGUGGGGUUCCUCUGCGGGCAGUACUACAUGUACGGCUUCGCGGUCACGGCGCGCUUCGAGUGCACGCGCUCCCCCUGCCCGCACCGCGUCGACUGCUUCGUGUCGCGCCCCACCGAGAAGACCAUCUUCCUGAUCAUCAUGUACUCCUCCGUCACCUUCUGCCUCCUGCUCAACUUCUGGGAGAUGCUGCACCUGGGCCUCGGCUCCAUCCGGGACAUCCUGCGCGGCAAGAAGGAGCAGCAGCAGGAGGAGCAAGAGCGCCAGCAGUUGGCCCUGAGGCAGCAGCAGCAGUCCUUCUACCAGCAGCAGCAGCACCAGCAGAAGCACCAGCCGCCGCCCCAGCAGCAGCAGCAGCAACUACAGCAGCAGCAGCAGCAGGAGCAGCCGUUCCCCAUGAGCCCUGCGCCUUGCUACAACCAGCACUACCCGCGGCAAGCACCGCACGCUCCGCCCGUCUACGACUCCCUGCACGCGGCGGCGGCGGCGCAGUUCCCCUCCAAGGUGCCCGACGGCGGUCGCUCGAUGGUGGCCAGCGUGCCGCAGGGCCUCUUCCCCGCGAGCAUGGAGAGGCAGCAGGCGGCGGCCACGGACGGCGCGAGUUGCGGUCCGGCGCGCACGACGGCGCCCGCCGGAGACGUCGGUCCGGCGCCCGCGACGGCGUUGCCACCUUCGUCGCCGGCCGCAGCGUCCCCGUGUCCGGGAGAGGCGGCAGGACGGGGGUUCCACCCGUCGGCGAACUCCUACUCCUCCUCCCGGCCCAGUUCCCCCGCGGGGUCAAACAACAGCGCGGCUGCGGCGGCACAGAACCGGGUCAACUUGGCAUACGAGCAGCAGCAGCAGGCGCAGCAGGUCGCUGCUGCCACCGCCGCAGCAGGAGGUGCCGUGGCGGCCAACGGCUGCGUCAAGACGGCAGCCGGGGGGGACAAGCAGGGCUCGGUGUGGAUUUAAGUCGGGGGGGGGGUUGUUGCGCUUGAGGGUGACGGGUGGUGGAGGGGAUGGGUGUAACCAUCUCUCUCCCCCCACCCCGAACCCCUCCACUGCUCUCGACAUCUCUCCCUCCCUCCCCAGCCUCUCCCCUUCGACUAUCGCCUGCCCCCCCCCCCUCACCCCACCUUCCCCAAACACACACAGCAGCCUGGAUGAGUCUGAGUCUUGCCUUCUACUUAAUGCUGAGGAUUUUAGAAGGGGUGGUGGGGAGGGGGGCGCGGCGGAGUUCGGAGCUGAUUAAGAAGUUGGUUUCGGUAGAAAUGUAGAUUUGUUGUCACCCGUCCACCACAAACCGGUGGCCUCUCACCGCCUCCGCAGCCCCCCCCCUCCUCCCCCAACUCCCCCAUCACCACGUCCCCCCCCCCCCCCAACUGGGGAAUGAGCUUCUGAUGUGCGCCUCCCUCUCCUAGGGUCGUGUGGUGGUAUUGUUGUUGGCUAUGGUGUUGGUGGUGCCAAGUCUCGUGAUGGCGAAAAUGAUAUUGGUGGUGGUGCUGAUGUGGUGAUGGUAGUACCGGUACUGUCGUGAUGCUUGUGGGGUGAUAGAUGUGGUGGUGGUGGUGGUGGUGAUGCUGAUGGUGUGGAUAUUGGUAAUUGAUGGCAGUAGUAGUGGUGGUGAUAGUGGUGGUGGUGGCGUUCGUGGUCGUGAGAAGUCGCCCUUCAACAACAACGGAUGGCAGAGGAGCCACGAUCAAAACAACGAGCGGAGCAGUCAACCCAUAACACCCGGGGCUGUCACGUGACCUGCCGGCAGCGAGCCUCCCACACUUAACGUGGCCGCUACGUGCACCUAGCCUGGCACAGGAGCCGUGGUGAUGUCACGGCCGCUUCGUGGCGACUGUUGUUGGUGGCUGUUUGGUGGUGGUGCUGCUGAUAUUGGUUGUGUUGGUGGUGGUGCUGAUAUUGGUUGUGUUGGUGGUGGUGGUGCUGCUGAAAUUGGUUGUGUUGGUGGUGGUGCUGAUAUUGGUUGUGUUGGUGGUGGUGGUUGUGCUGCUGCUGAUAUUGUUUGUGUUGGUGGUGCUGCUGAUAUUGGUUGUGUUGGUGGUGGUUGUGCUGCUGCUGAUAUUGGUUGUGGUGGUGGUGGUGCUGCUGAUAUUGGUUGUGUUGGUGGUGGUGGUGCUGCUGCUGAUAUUGGUUGUGUUGGUGGUGUUGGUGGUGAUGUGAGCGCGACCGCUAAACCCAUCACAGCUGUCACUCGCAGCUCUGCGUAGCACGGUUCGCAGGUCACUCGUACUUGGGCCAGCUCGCGAGGCUUCGUGCCGCUGGACGGAGUUGGACGGAGCCGAGGUUAAGCGCAGGAGGGGCAGUGUGAGGGCGGGAGACGGCCACCGAGUCAUCCCAUGCCUUGCCAGCUUCUCUGACCUUCCUCCCCCCUUUAUUGCAACGCUGUCAUCGUCACCACUACCACGACCACCACGUGCGCAGCUCCUUACUUGACAUUCCAGAGAAAGUCGUGCCAUGUUUGAGUGGCGUUCUUUAUCAAUACGCAGCAGCAGCAGCAGCAGCGAACGAAGGUGGUUUGUGGAUAAGCUCGUAUCUAUUACAUCUUUAAUAGUGCUUUUUGUUGCUGGUCGCUUGGCGUUUUGCGCUUUUUUUUGGACUGUGUUCAGCAACCGCGAUAGAAUAAAUCGUCGGCCUGCGUAGGGAGACGCAAUUGCAUUUGUUCGCGCGGAGACGCGUACGGUUUUAGCCUUCGCAAGUUUUCUCCUUUUUUUGUUGUUGUUGGGAUACUCGCUCUGUCCGCAGCCGAGUCGGUUGCAUGAUUCGCCUGCGUGCUGUUCGUACGGCAAACACACAUUGUUGUGUGCGCGCACGUGCAGCCUGCCCUGAGUGGAACGAACGUCCCGUACCGAGCUGGCAAGUUCUGUUCCGCUAAGCCUCAAACACGUUCGCCGCAUCUCGCCAUCCAACGAAUCGUCGACAUUCGCUUCGACGACUUGUUGGAUUUUCGACGCGUGCCUAGCUUGAGCUGAAGAAUCGAUGGUGGUCGAUACAUCGAUGAUUGUUGCACCCCCGCUUUUGAAGCUUCGAUGGCCCCCUGAAUGAAAACAUUCCCUGCCCAUGUCAUCAGCCCCACUGUAAUCUGUUCCCCCCCCCCCCACUCGCACCACGCUCGCCUCCGUUCACAGCCGUGAGGCCGGUGGUGGAAACUCCACGUGAGUAUGGCGGGGGCCAGUCAUUCCACGUCCCGGUGUGAAAUCCACAAUUACGAUGCCGCGCUCCGGCACGCGAGGGUGACGCUCGCUCCCAGCACCCCCCCGCCCCCCCCCCCCCCCCACGUGUCCCCAUGCUCCUUGCUCCCCGUGCCGCGAGGCGCGUGCGCCCCCGUGUCUGCCACUCCGUGUCCCCAUGCUCAUCCUGCACAUCGUGCCAUCGUCGUUCCUCCAUGGCACACGAGGAGGUGGCCUGCCCAAAACCCUCAUUUACCUCGACUGCUAGAAUUUGUAUGUUUACCAGGUAAGCCUCCCUGAGCUACAUACUCUUUUUCAGAAGCGGGAAAAAAAACAAAUGAUAGCUCAGCGAAGUGGCUUAUGUAUAGCGGCCAAAUACUCAAAACGUGGAGGGGAAAAGCCGGAGAACCCGGAGAAAAAUCCACGAAACCACGGGGAGAUAAACAUGCAAACUCCAAAUUAUACAGGCGUCAGGGUUGAGAUCAAACCCACGACCUCCUGCAUAUCAGGCGAGGGAGUUAACAUCUCUCAGAGUCCAUGCGAUUGUCGCUCUGCGUCACGUGGCCCUCUUCCUGUCUCUUAUUUCCCAGCAUUCCAACCCCGCCGUGCUUCUGUGCGCACUCGGUCCCAUUUACUUUGUCAACGUGUCCAUGUUUCACAUCCGUAUGGCGUCGCAGCCAACAUUCGUGCAAUUAUGCGCACGUGAUCGCGAUCACCAAACGAAGGGCAUAUGUUAUGUAUGUUAAACUUCUUUCGCACCGUACGUAGCCUACCGCACUAAUCGCACGUGACUGGUGCUGAAUGGGAGCUGGGUGAGCUCGUAACGGAGUGCUGUUGUGGAAAGUGUGACAUCGCGAUCGGUCUGGCUACUCCACGUUCACGGCAAAGGGGGUGCAGGGUCCUUACAGCGGAGGGGUCCCGCGUUACUUGAAGUAAGGUUGUGGGCCCCUAGGCCGCCCCCCCCCCCUCACCCCUUCGAGGGGUGCGGGGGGGGUCCGACCCUAACCCCCAGACAAUUGCCGAGUCCUUGGCGAGUCGAGGAAGCGGAGCGCCUGUCUCGGGAUGCAAACUUGAGCGACCAGAAGUCGCGCGUCGGCGGUAGCUCGGCGACACGAAGCGAAAGAAGAUUCUUGAAAGUUCUCCCAAGAGAAGAGAGAACUCGGACCGAAGGGCCCCGCAAAAACCACGCUCGCCGCCCCCCCCCCCCCCCCCCCGCUGCCUUACCCCACGCGUCGCGUUACACAUUCUUACACUUUCUGAAAGCAAGACUCAAACGACAAACAGCUCUGGUAGAUGCACACUUUAGGCUGCGUGUCAAACAUCGUUGACGUUGCGUUUUAAUGACGGAGGACCAAAGAAGAAAGCGACGUUCAAGUUAGGGUCUUGCGUCACGUCGCUCAACGGACGUGUUCAAACACACGCGGGUAACGUUGUGGUGUUAUCAGGACCAUAACUUUGAACGGCCGCAUUUUUCCCGAUGAUGAGACGCUCCGCUAAAGUUAAGAAGCGCCACAAAACGAAUGCUCGGUGUCGAUGAACAUCACCAACUCUGGUUCCCGCAACCCACACCGGAUUUGAAGAUGCACCUCAACGUUGCUUUGAAACACAUGGGCAGAGUGCGUCUUAUCGUCUGGAAAAGUCGGUGAUAGGGAGCUCUCUGAGCAGUUCUGUCUCGACGCAUCCAUCCCACGUCCACUGUCUGAGAGCUAUACGCUUGGUUCUUUCGGUAAAGUCACGUAUAAGGGAAUAUGAAUCCCUGCAGUCACGAAAGCUUUCAAUGUCUGAGAGCUGUUUGUUAUGGGCCGCGUCUUCUUGAAUUACACUUUGUGUCCACUUGUUUGUCACACGUCUUUAAACAUUUCAUAUCAUCUUAAGUUUAUAUUAUUGGGGUUUUUUUGUUUGUUUCAAUAGUAUUAUUUUUUAUUCCCCACAAAUGUAUCGAAAGAAACAAACGGCACGCGGCGUUUUGCUUGGCCGCAACGGCAAAGACAGCGUGAGCUUUACUUACUUCGCAGCGUCGAGUUUCACUCCCCAGAGCAUUUCAAUCAAAAGCACGUGCUCGCAUUGUGACCCGUUUCCGUGCGUCACGUGUCCACGCGUUUCCGGUGGUCGGUCGUCACGUGUCCACGCGUUUGUCGUCACGUGCCACGCGCACGCAAUUCUCGGUUGUUAUUGUUGUCUUACAAGGUGCCUUUAAGAGUCGAGAUACUUGAAUUUAUAUGCGUUUAGCUUUGUCGGUGCACAUUGAUAAGUUUAGACACCCAACUCGCUUCGGGUGAGUGGCGAUUCUGAAUAGGGGAGCCCUUUGGGUGGGGGGGCAAUACCCCCCCCCCCCAAACCUACCCACACCACCCCCCCACUCCCAGGCCAUAUUCGUGUGCCCCCACCUCCCAACCCCAUAUGCCCUCCAUUCAGGGGCAGCUCCUCGGGGUGGCUGGGCAGGCACCCAAGUUAAAGUUCAAAUUGUUCAUCGUGGACAAUGCCGGCACACCUGGCCAGUCGCUUCCUUCCUUCUGCCAGAUUGCUCGUCAGCCUCACGGUCAAUGUGCCCUCUCGCAGUCUCGCCCAACUCCCGCAAGGAACUUCGCCGCCAGCUUGUGGGGCAUUAGGCGUGUAACGAUGAUUCCCUUCCUGGCAGGUUCGAUACAUUCACCACAAUUAAGGUGACGACUCAACAAUCGAUAACUUGUCACUGCGACACACGCAUUUAUCCCUCGCGGAUGUCCGGGAUGAUUCGAAGGUCGUCGUUUCUGACACGCGUGGCUAUGCGCACACGUCGUGAGCCGUAACAAUCGAUUUUAAAUCGACGAAUCGAUUGACCGUUACGUGCCUGGUGGGUAUUGGAUGCCCUCCUCCCACCUCGGCCGUUUGUUUUAGAAUCGCCACCGCCACGUCUGAGCGAGAUGGGGUUAGAGGUAGGGCUAUAAGUCGGCACUUGCGCCUGUUGGCUGACGGUGGAGGGCAGCCCGUGCCCUCGCAAGGAGGUCGUGUGGGGGGCCCUACAUGGGUCGGGGGUGGUGGGAGGGGGGGGGGGCACAGCGACACUCGGAUAGUUGCGCAGUGGGUGAGCAGAGGGGUUCGCGGUGAGUGGAGACGGAGUCACGGGGGUCGGACUGCUCAUUGAGGUUCAUUGUCCAAAUCCUUAAUGGAGAGAUUCCUUCAUUGGCAAGGGAACUCCCACGGAGAUCAUGCUGAACAGAGAGCGCUCUUGGUAGCGUUUCCAUAGCAGAGAUUCCUUGAUGGAGAAAUGUAUGUUCUGGCCUGUUGAACUAGGCCUGAAUAGAGACAUAUUCCUUGAUAGCGAGAUAUCUGUUUACAGAGAAACCGUCCAUCGUAGAUACAGGGAGAGAGCUUUCUCACUUGAUAGAGAUACACACAUUGAUUAUAUAGAUACUUCAUAGAUAAGUACCACUUAAUAGAGACAUACUUUCUCUUACAAAGAUAUAGAUGAUUCAAUUCAGAACAAAGACAUCUCUUCGCAGUGAGAUAUCCAUUUAUAUAAAUCCCUUUAUAUUAAGAUAUGUUAAUAGACACACGUGGUGGUUACAGAGAGUCUAUGUAAUAGAGGGAUCAUUCUUGAUAGAAUGUCAUUGAUAGAGAACCUUCAUGACAGUAAUCCCUUCGUAGAGGUAUGGUCCUUCAAAGGCAUUCUCUAACAACGUUGGUUUCUUCGCUGACAAACAUCUUCCUUUUGAAGAGAGACCCAUUGAUAGGUAAAAUAUAUUCACAAGUGAAAUUCAGCAACAGAAAUGCCCCUUCAUAUACAAUUAAUUAUGAUUUUUUUUUUACGAUAUUAUAACAAUGCUUUUCAUUUACCCUGGGAAACCACAAUGAGUCUCGAGGCUGUUUUUCAGCAGGACGGGUCCUGCAUUGGGGAUAUUUGGAUAAUUCCACUUGUGGGAGUUUGGCAUCGUGUGGGAGGAAACCAGAGAUCCCUGCAGAAAGUCCACCACGCACGGUAUUCCCAGUCUUCCAUCUACAACUCGCCGUCAUCAUCAUCAUCAACAUAAUUUCCUGUAUUUCUUACCAGCUAAGAGAGAUUUAAAAUAUUAAAAGUUUCUCUUUUGAAAGCACAUCUCUGGGUGUCAAACAAGAGCUACCCAGAAAUAUGGUCACGUGUUCUUAUCGUUGCUGAUCUACCAGAUUUAAAAACCCACGUUGUUCGAACAUCGGUCAUUGCAAAACUUGUAACCCUAGCUAUUAACCCUUCCUAGAAUGCUGGUUGAUCACCGACGGGAUGAAAAGCGAGAACGCGUGUCCGCAUCAUUCAUUGUUUUUCACGUGCUCUGUUUAAAAAGCAAACGAACUUAGUUUUUUUUUAUAUAUAUCGAAUAAUCGACACCAAAGCCGCAUUGCUGUGCCCUUACGCUGCUGUUCUGAGCAGCCGCUUGCGAGGCGUGGGAGCUGCCCAAAGAAUUUCGUCGCGAGCCACGACCGAGCGAUGUUUGUUUCUGCGCCGAAAUACAGAACGAAACAAAUAAACUUCAUCAAUCGAUGUUGUUGGAA
Molecule: messenger RNA, 8612 nt
Organism: Lethenteron reissneri (Far Eastern brook lamprey)
Lineage: Eukaryota; Metazoa; Chordata; Hyperoartia; Petromyzontiformes; Petromyzontidae
Product: gap junction gamma-1 protein-like
Biological process (GO): cell-cell signaling
Cellular component (GO): connexin complex
Molecular function (GO): gap junction channel activity
Source: RefSeq, a predicted model, not a curated record